UCACUGGCUGUUAGACCUAUUACUCAUGCUAAUACAAAAUACAUAAAUUAAAAACACUGUCUUGCAUUAAAAAUUUUUUAAUAAAAGUAUUUCAAAAAUAAAUGUUUAUAUUGAGUGCAACUAAUAAUCUGAAAAGGACAUCUCAACACAUCAUUAUAUCAUAUUGAAUGAUACUACAAUUGGUGAGGCGGCUUCACAUAACUCCCGUCUGUCAAGCUGCGGAGUCCUCACUGCUGGCUAAGCUGAGGAAAAAGACGGGCUACACCAUUGCCAACUGUAAAAAGGCCCUUGAAAUGAACAACAAUGAUUCAGAUAAGGCAGAAGCAUGGCUGAAUGAGCAAGCACAGGCUAUGGGUUGGGCUAAAGCAACUAAACUGGCCGGGCGCAAAGCUCUCCAAGGCUUGGUGGCUGUGAAGUAUGACAAGAACCAUGGCGCCCUCGUGGAACUCAACUGUGAGACAGACUUUGUGGCCAAAAACGAUAAGUUCCAAAAGGUUCUAGAAGAUGCAACAUUAGCAUGUUACAAGUUUGCACACACCAACUUGCAAUCUAAGGGACCUAUUACAAAAUUGGAGUUGGACAGUGAGCAACUCGGAGGUUUAACAGCUGAUGGUGGCAAAAAGCUCUCGGAAGUAUUGGCACUGUUUAUUGGAUCUGUCGGUGAAAAUGCCAUCUUACGACGAGCUGAAUGCUGGAAAGCGAACAGCAGUGAUGUAAAAAUUACUGCUUACACCCACCCCGCGCCGUCUACACCUAGAGAUUAUUCUACAGGGAAAUAUGGGGCCUUGCUCGCUUACAAACAGCCCAACGACGUAGAAGAUGUCGGCAAACAGAUAUGCCAGCAUAUUGUAGGAUGUGCGCCUAGAAAGAUUGGCGACAAGGAUAAAGACAAGCCUUCAAAGAACGCCGAUGACGAGACUUGUCUAAUCUUCCAAGAAUAUUUAUUAGAUCCUUCCUACACUGUUGAGGAGAUCAUUCAGAAUAAUAAACUGGAAGUUGUAGAUUAUGUGAGGUUUUCAUGCGGCGAAGAAGCGGAAGAAGAAAUGCCUGGGUUUGAAAAACAGCCGUUAGACACAGUUCAGACCCUUCAGUAAUAGACAUUACAUUCAUUGCAAAGCAUUUUAUUUUACGAACUGUACAAUAAGUAGAUAAUAAUAUUUUUUUUCCUCAAACAA
Messenger RNA from Bicyclus anynana (squinting bush brown), 1175 nucleotides. It is a transcript of the gene mEFTs, whose product is annotated as elongation factor Ts, mitochondrial. Gene Ontology annotation, biological process: mitochondrial translational elongation. Lineage: Eukaryota; Metazoa; Arthropoda; Insecta; Lepidoptera; Nymphalidae. The coding region runs from base 168 to 1094 and encodes 308 amino acids. The record is from RefSeq and is a predicted model, not a curated record. Gene Ontology annotation, molecular function: translation elongation factor activity; protein binding. Gene Ontology annotation, cellular component: mitochondrial matrix. The transcript has 4 exons.